UAACGAGCCUUCUCAAGUAAGCAACAUCUAGGAUGAACGACUAUUACGACCUUAGUUUGCUCACGGAGAAAGUGUCCCAGGUGCAUGUGGAUAAAAAUGACGAAGACACUUCAGUAAACGAGGAUUUGAGUGUCGUCUACGGCAUCAUUGUUGCCUUAGAGCAUCUGGAGAAGGUGUUCGCCAAAGACGGCGUGUCGUACGUGGACUACGAAGAAGCUUGUCGUCUUCUGCUUCAGCAAUGGCGUUCUUGCUUGCGUGAUGAACAUGUCGCUUCCGUCUAUGAAUCUUUUGAUUCUUUUUGCUCUCGUUACAAGCUGCAUUGUCCUCGUGCGAAAACAAAACUUGAAGAACUGACAAACACCACCAGCAGACUUACCGUUGAAACGUCUGUAGAAGACGAAAGAAGAAAUGCAUCUCAAUCACCUCAGACAAACUCUACAGCUAAAGCUGUUGCACAAGUUGUUCAAAACUUUAUCACAAUCAUGGACGCCAUCCGGCUAAAUUUGGUCGCAAAAAAACAAAUGCAUCCUUUACUAGCCGAAUUAAUGUGCAGUUUAGACGACCUGUUUGAAGAUACAAACGAAACGUUAAAAGGAAGAGCUGCUCUCGUUCAAUGGCUCAUAAAAUUAAAUAAGCUAGAAGACGACGCGCAAUUGGAUGCAGACGACCGGCAGUUAUUUCUUCGAGAUUUAGAAGCUAUGUAUACAGAAACGUACAACAAGUUUUAGAUUGAUAAAGAGCAGAUAUAUAUUUCCAAUUGCGUUAUGUUUAAAUGAAUGAAUGAAUGAAUUUACGUACACGCGUUCUAUUCCAA
Messenger RNA from Schizosaccharomyces japonicus yFS275, 814 nucleotides. RefSeq names its product ESCRT I complex subunit Vps28. Gene Ontology annotation, cellular component: ESCRT I complex; endosome. The coding region runs from base 33 to 728 and encodes 231 amino acids. The record is from RefSeq and is a predicted model, not a curated record. Gene Ontology annotation, biological process: late endosome to vacuole transport; protein transport to vacuole involved in ubiquitin-dependent protein catabolic process via the multivesicular body sorting pathway; ubiquitin-dependent protein catabolic process via the multivesicular body sorting pathway. The transcript has a single exon. NCBI's taxonomy places the organism in Eukaryota, Fungi, Ascomycota, Schizosaccharomycetes, Schizosaccharomycetales, Schizosaccharomycetaceae.